Molecule: messenger RNA, 807 nt
Organism: Rasamsonia emersonii CBS 393.64
Lineage: Eukaryota; Fungi; Ascomycota; Eurotiomycetes; Eurotiales; Trichocomaceae
Exons: 4
Coding region: 1-807 (268 amino acids)
Biological process (GO): conjugation with cellular fusion
Cellular component (GO): membrane; mating projection tip
Source: RefSeq, a predicted model, not a curated record
AUGGCGUUACAAUUCUCCACAGGAUGGUCGAGGUUCAUAACCUUGGUCGGAUACCACCAUGUAUUGAUGAUAUUCAUCGCCCUUGCUAUCAUCCUGCUUUCUCUCCUACUCGCCGGCUGCUCGUCUUCUUCUCCGCAAAUUCCCAGUAUCUUCCUCAUCUCUCUUUACUAUACCAAGUAUGCGCCCAACUUCAAUCCGGCCCAGGUGGACCCGGGCGUGGUGAACGCCAUCGCCAACAUUGUGGGAGGAGCGGAGCUUGAAGUUCGAGUGGGGUACUUUGGCAUCUGCGUCUCUCCCGAUGGAGGCUCGUUCAUCUGCAAUGCCAACGCCACGGCGCUGGCGGAGGUUGUCAAUGUGGACCAGGAUCCGCUGAAUCUGAUCUGGGUGGCGUCGACGUUUAAGGAUGCGGUUGUUUUUCCGUACUUGAUAAUCGUCGCCAUUGUCCUCGCGUUCUUUUGCUUUGUCUUGCUCGCCACCUUCCCCGGCUGGCACGAGGAGAUCGAUGCCAGUGGAUCCGAACGGGAAGUGAAACCAUUCCCAUCGCGGCCGGUGUCGCAGGUCGCUUUAGCGCUGAUAUUUGUGGCGGCGGUCUUUGUUCUCGUGUCGGUAUUGUGGCAGCACACCGCGUCCGUUGCGGCGAGUACGAUAGCGCAGGACAUGGGGAACGGAAGCGUCAAGAGUGGCGUGGGCACGUCGGCGAUGAUCCUGGGGUGGUUUGGCUUUGGGUUGUUGGUGGUCGUGACGAUCGGACUGCUCGUGAUGAUCCUGAGCAUCAGCCUACUGAACCAGUUGACGGACGAGGAAUGA